Acanthochromis polyacanthus (spiny chromis) is the source of this 3567-nucleotide messenger RNA. RefSeq names its product protein tyrosine phosphatase receptor type Nb (gene ptprnb). Gene Ontology annotation, biological process: protein dephosphorylation. The record is from RefSeq and is a predicted model, not a curated record. Bases 133 to 2967 code for a protein of 944 amino acids. Gene Ontology annotation, molecular function: protein tyrosine phosphatase activity. Gene Ontology annotation, cellular component: secretory granule. NCBI's taxonomy places the organism in Eukaryota, Metazoa, Chordata, Actinopteri, Pomacentridae. The transcript has 23 exons.
GUCCUUCCUCCUCUUCCUCCUCCUCCUCUUCUCUCCUCCAGACCUCCGGUAGCAGCAGCGGCGUCUCCGCGGACAUGGAGACCCAGUAGAGGAGCUCCAGCGGCGGCUUCUCUCCCCUCGUCGCUCCGGUGGAUGUUGGAUGCUACCAUGCCGUCUCCGCGGCUCUGGGCGGCUCUGUGCCUCCUCCUCACCGCCUCCUGCCGGCUGUGCGCGGCCGCCCGACACGGUUGUUUGUUCGAGAAGAAGCUUUGUCCCCGAGGUCAGCUGUGCAACGACGAUGGUUUGUUCGGACAGUGCCAGGACCCUCAGCAGGAGCCCGUCCAGUACCAGGUCUCGGUACCCGUCCUGCACAAACUACAGGAGGUCCUCAAAGACCUGAUGGUUCAGGGUCUGACCUGGAAGGAUGACGUGACUCAGGCGAUCAUCAGCCGAGAGUUGAGUCACGUCCCGACCGUUGGCGGCUCACGGUCCAAACUUCCUGAGAGAUCGUCCAAACAGUCCUCCAGGCUGAUGGGUCCUCAGAGAGUCAAAGGUCCGGCCGACCCCGACGUGAUGCAGCAGUACCUGGACUACAUGGUUCUGGAUCCGUCCCGGUCCUCGGUCCACAUGCAGACGCCUCUACUGGACCCCUACAGCUUCCACAAGCAGCAGUACGGCUACCAGGAUGAGGAGGAACGUUCCCUCAACUCUCUGGACGACAACGCCGGCUUCCCGUCUUUUUCCUCGUCAAGGUCCAGAACCAGAGGAAGCCCUUUGGACCGGGACCGGCAGCUCCUGGAGGAACUUCUGUCCCUUUACCUCACCUCUCCUUCCUCCUCCUCCUCUUCCUCACCCCGCCGAGGUCCUCCUGCAGGCCUCCCCUCUUCGUCGUCGUCGUCCUCCUCCUCCUUCUUCCCGGACCUGGACUUCCCGCUGGACUACGGCGAGGACUUUGUGUCCCAGAUGAGCGAGCAGCCGGAGGAGGCGGAGAAGAAGGUGGAGAAGGAGUACGACGCUCUGUCAGGACUGGACGAGCGAUCUCUGCAGAGAUUGGCUCUGCUGCUCAACCACUACGGCCUCGACAUGAAGGAUUUGUCUCCGGAGCAGAAGGACAACCUGCCGGCCGCUCUGAAGCAGCUGCAGAUGGAAAACUCCUACGGAUACAAGCAAACCAAAGAUAAAUAUGGAAAUAACGCUGCAACAGGGAAGAAGGUCACUGAGGGUUCGAUGGCCUUCAAGAUGGCUGCCCAGCAGGCUCCGCCCUCCACCGCCAAACCAGAAGGGUCCGUGAAGGAGGCGACUCCCAGCGAGGCGGCCAAACUGGACAAACUGGGACAGAAGCCGCUGGUCGAACAGCAGAAGGAGUUCGGCUACAUCGUGGCCAAUCAGAGCCCCCUGAGUCUGAAUCAAGGGGUUCACCUGCUGCAGCUGCUGUCAGAGAGGAUCGGUCUCUCCAGCGGCUCCUUCAUCAACAUCAGUGUGGUCGGACCCUCCAUCACCUUCAGAAUCAGACCAAACUCCAAGAACCUGACGGCUGCAGACGUGGCAGAAAAAGCUGUUGCAGAGAAAAACUUCCUGGAGUCUGAAACGGGCCUGAAGGUUCUGCAGAGCGGCGUUGGGGAGAAGAAUGAUGCAAAGGCAUUGCCCCUGGCGACCAGAGUCCAGCCCGGCUCCCGCUGGGUGUUUGCCACCCUGGUGGCCAUGGCCUGCAUCGGGGGCAUCCUGGUGGCGGCCAUGACUAUCGCCUGCCUCCGUCACCAUGCUCACCGGCUGGCAGCCAAGAAGCUGGGCCUGGGACCAGAGGGAGGUAGCUUCAGCCACCAGGAGUACCAGGACCUGUGUCGUCAGCACAUGGCCUCCAAAGGAGCCUUCGGACGGCUGGAAGCUGCAGCUCUGGGCGCCGUGGGAGGAGCUAGCGGAGGAGGAGGAGGAGGAAGUGGGAACGGAGGCGGAGGUGCUGGAGUCGGAGGAGGAGCGGUGGGAGGAGGAGGAGGCGCCGACUCCAGGGUGAGCAGUGUGUCAUCCCAGUUCAGCGACGGAGCUCAGCCCAGUCCCAGUUCACACAGCAGCACCCCGUCCUGGUGCGAGGAGCCGGCUCAGGCCAACAUGGACAUCUCCACUGGACACAUGAUACUGGCCUACAUGGAGGACCACCUGAGGAACAAGGACCGUCUGAUGAAGGAGUGGGAGGCUCUGUGUUCCUACCAGGCCGAGCCCAGCGCCGUCUCCGUGGCCCAGAGCGACGCCAACGUCAAGAAGAACCGCUGCCCCGACUCAGUGCCCUACGACCACUCCAGGGUGAAGCUGAAAGCCGAGAUCAACCCGUCACGGUCGGACUACAUCAACGCCAGCACCAUAAUUGAACACGACCCCCGGAUGCCGGCCUACAUCGCCACCCAGGGCCCCCUGUCACACACCAUCUCUGACUUCUGGCAGAUGGUUUGGGAGAACGGCUGCACUGUGAUCGUGAUGAUGACGGCUCUGGUCGAGGACGGAGAGAAACAGUGCGACCGCUACUGGCCUGACGAAGGCUCGUCCCUCUAUCACAUCUACGAGGUGAACCUGGUGUCGGAGCACAUCUGGUGCAACGACUUCCUGGUGCGCAGUUUCUACCUGAAGAACGUCCAGACGCAGGAGACCAGGACCCUCACUCAGUUCCACUUCCUCAGCUGGCCGGCUCAGGGCAUCCCCACCUCCACGCGCCCCCUGCUGGACUUCCGGAGGAAGGUGAAUAAGUGCUACCGAGGACGAUCCUGCCCCAUCAUUGUGCACUGCAGCGAUGGUACUGGUCGGACAGGGACAUACAUCCUGAUUGACAUGGUUCUGAACCGCAUGGCUAAAGGUGUGAAGGAGAUCGACAUCGCUGCAACGCUGGAGCACGUCAGAGACCAGAGACCUGGGAUGGUCCGCACCAAGGACCAGUUUGAGUUUGCGCUGACUGCAGUGGCUGAAGAGGUGAACGCCAUCCUCAAAGCUCUGCCCCAGUGAAACCAGUCCAGCCUGUCACUCCUCCCCGCCCCUCAGCUCACCCUGUUCCUCUCUGCCAUGAUGAAAAAUGACUUCUUUGCCUUGAAAACCCAACAGUGAUGUCACACAAAACAAAGUGAAGGUCAGGAAGGAUUUACACAGGAGUGGGAUUUUUUUAACCGUUUGUGGUGCAGACAUUAAACUCUGAACCACAAACUAAACACCAGAUUGAUCUACCUGUGAAAAUCCAACCUCAACUUCCAGUAGCUCCAGUUUAAGCCAGAUUUAAUUUUUCCUAGUCCGUGUGGUUAAAGUUUGUUGAACCUGUGCUGCUGUCAGAUGGUUUCCAACCAAGGAAGCUAAAUUUUAAAAAUCUAUUUUAAAUACAUGAAGUGUGAUGAUUACAUUAUAUUUCCACAUCCUGCUGCAUCCUCAUCUGACAAGAAAAAAAAAAAAAUCCUUCUGUUUGUGCCACUCAGAUCAUUUUAUGUCUCUGGAUAUAUUGUUAUUGACCUCUUGCAAGACAGAAAAUGCAACUAAAAAAUAUUCUAUGAAAAAAAUAAAAGCUAUUUUGUAUCUGUGACACCUUAAAUAAAUUUGUGUUCAAGUGCUGCAACAACA